AUGUCCCUCGCUGUCAACUCCACCGCUCCUAUCCCGGAGCCCCCGUACGAGGUCAAAGGCACUUCAACGGUGGAUGACCUGGCCGUGCUCAUCCAGCGCGAGUACACGCAGCAGUACACAGAGGCACGCCAUCAAUACAAGGCAUCUCAUGCGCGCUUCACCGCUCGCGCGAAGCGGCCGCCACUGUCGUGGCUGGAUCAGUACUGCCGCGACGCCUUCCACGACCUAUCCUUUUACACGAGCGCACCCAAUGCUGAGGAAGCAUGCGCACCUUCUGCAUGCACUCAUGGCGUGCGGCGCAUUGGUCUCCACUUGCUGAAUUACGAACUUCGCCUUCUUGCACAGGAGCGGCUGCGCACUACACCUGUGAAGCCGAAGCGCGGCGCAGAUGAUGUAGUUACACUUCUAGUCGCGCAGGAAGCGGCCGAGUAUGCCCAUCUGCUGGAGCUGGAGACGGCUUCCUUUAUGGGGGUGGCACGCGCCUACUAUAAAGAGAUAUUUGGGCCCACCAACGAGGUUUUGUGGCUCGAGGCGCAGGCUCGGCGCAGCUUCGAAGACGAGUACAGCCAUACUACUAUGGCUUUCCUCGCCCAGCUACGCGAAGAGUUAUGGGGGGCACAACAGCGGCUGUUUCUACGAGCAAUGGGGAUGUACCCGGCUGCGUUGCCGCACGUCGCACAGCUGCGCCUCAUGGCCGCAGAGUCCUAUGCGCUGGAACAGGCCAAACUGGCCGUGCUAGACAGCCGCGAAGCAGUGCCGCUGUGGCACCGUGUAGGCGCCAUUCGAGGCGAGACGGAGAGCGAGGAGGCCAUUACAUUCCGGCGGAUUUCGUUGGCGUACGUCGUUGGGACACACAGCAUCAGCGACGGGUACCUGCGUCGCAACACCGCUACUGGCCGGCUGCAGCGUACGUACAAGGAGGUUCCGGCAUUCAUGCAGGACGCCAUCGACUACACGAUGCAGUUCGAGGCCUUCGCUGUUGUUCUGGAGGAAGAGGCACACCGCAUGCAAAUUGCGGAAGAGGCGGAGAACACCUGCGCCUCUCUCAUUGCAGCCGUCGCCUCCGUUGCUGACACCGAAGGUGAUGUCUCAUCCCCCCUAUCGCUAUUACCGCCUCUGCAACUCCGAGCGACUCCGGGCAGCCAGCGUCAGGGGUCUGAUGGCGUGCAGCGGGUGCCCGCCACAGGCACAGAAUCGCAUCACAACGGAGGAAGAGGUGGUCAAUGCACACGUGUGCAGUAG
Leishmania braziliensis MHOM/BR/75/M2904 is the source of this 1242-nucleotide messenger RNA. RefSeq lists its product as hypothetical. The transcript has a single exon. The coding region runs from base 1 to 1242 and encodes 413 amino acids. Lineage: Eukaryota; Euglenozoa; Kinetoplastea; Trypanosomatida; Trypanosomatidae. The record is from RefSeq and is a predicted model, not a curated record.